Messenger RNA from Helobdella robusta, 987 nucleotides. RefSeq lists its product as hypothetical. Gene Ontology annotation, molecular function: protein serine/threonine phosphatase activity. Bases 1 to 987 code for a protein of 328 amino acids. The transcript has 4 exons. The record is from RefSeq and is a predicted model, not a curated record. Gene Ontology annotation, cellular component: cytoplasm; nucleus. Lineage: Eukaryota; Metazoa; Annelida; Clitellata; Rhynchobdellida; Glossiphoniidae.
AUGCGGUUUUGGUCUUUUUGUCCGAAAAAAAAUUAUAUAAAAUUAUGCGAUGAUUUGUUAAAAAUUUUGCUGGACGAUAACGUUCGUAACAAUCCUAAGGCUUUCACCAGCGCCGUGACGCAAAGAAAAAUUCUGGCUCUCUGUGCAGUAAGUAGAGAAACAUUCAUGAGCCAGAGUAUGCUUGUUGAAAUGGACGCCCCAGUCAAUAUAUGCGGUGACAUACACGGGCAGUACGUCGAUCUAUUAGAAUUGUUCAGGGUCGUCGGUAAUCCUUCCGAAAAACCAUUUCUUUUUUUAGGUGAUUACGUGGACAGAGGGAAGCAGUCUUUGGAAUGCAUAUGCCUGCUCUUCAUUUAUAAAGUUAAAUACCCCAAAACAUUUUUUUUGUUGCGUGGCAACCACGAAGAAAAGCAAAUGAACGAAGUCUACGGCUUCUCUGAAGAAUGUGAGAAUAGGUACAGCAGCAAACUAUGGCAAAGUUUCAUUGACGUUUUUAACUGCAUGCCCGUAGCUGCGGUUGUCAGCAAGAAAAUAUUUUGCUGUCACGGAGGAUUGAGUCCAAGUUUGACCAGCCUCAAACAAAUUAAAAGGAUAAGAAGACCCAAAAGUGUGCCAAGGAAGGGCAUCAUGUGCGAUUUAUUGUGGGCAGAUCCGAAAACCGACUGUAAAGUAAUGACGGGAUGGAGUGAAAAUGUUGAUCGCGGAAUAUCAUGCACCUUUGGCAGGGAUGUCGUUCAAAAUUUCUUAAAAAGAUUUGAUUUUGACCUUGUCUGCCGAGCACAUGAAGUGGUUGAUGAUGGUUACGAAUUCUAUUCCAACCGGGGACUGGUCACCAUCUUCUCAGCCCCACUCUACACCAGCAAGUUUGAUAAUGACGGGGCCGUGCUGAGCGUUGAUGAAAAUUUGCGUUGCAGUUUUCAUAUUUUGAGGCCGUCAGUUAUAAAAUCCCACGCUGACCAAAAUGAACAAUCUAAUCCAUAUAAAUGA